Molecule: messenger RNA, 330 nt
Organism: Zasmidium cellare ATCC 36951
Lineage: Eukaryota; Fungi; Ascomycota; Dothideomycetes; Mycosphaerellales; Mycosphaerellaceae
Exons: 1
Coding region: 1-330 (109 amino acids)
Source: RefSeq, a predicted model, not a curated record
AUGUUCAAACACGUGUUCAGCCUGGGACUUCUCCUUCCAUUGGCUUUCGCUGCUCCUCUCAGCCUGCCGGCAACAAGAUCAACAACUCCCACCCAGAAGGAUGUGAGCGAGAUCCCGUCCACAGGAUGGCCUACAUCCCAUGCAGCGGUUGAUGCCUCAUCAAGAGUGUCAAGAUCAAUCCACGACGAUGUGGCGGAUGCCCCAGCAUCGGGGUGGCCGACAGCCAGGGCAGUUGGUGAAGUAUCACCAAGAUCGACAAAAACCCUCCACGAGGAUUUGGGCGAUGAACCAACAACAGGAUGGCUUGAUCGCAGGGAUAUUCUGGAGUAG